This is a messenger RNA of Mus musculus (house mouse), 1026 nucleotides long. It is a transcript of the gene Or4c115, whose product is annotated as olfactory receptor family 4 subfamily C member 115. Gene Ontology annotation, molecular function: G protein-coupled receptor activity; olfactory receptor activity. The transcript has a single exon. Gene Ontology annotation, biological process: G protein-coupled receptor signaling pathway; detection of chemical stimulus involved in sensory perception of smell; signal transduction. Gene Ontology annotation, cellular component: plasma membrane; membrane. The record is from RefSeq and is marked validated. The coding region runs from base 39 to 974 and encodes 311 amino acids. NCBI's taxonomy places the organism in Eukaryota, Metazoa, Chordata, Mammalia, Rodentia, Muridae.
CAUGAACAUAUUUUGCUUCCACCUUAUUUUUGAAAAUCAUGGAAAACCAGAGCAUUGUCAAUGAGUUCAUACUCUUGGGGCUUUCUCAGAAUCCCAAAAUUGAGAAUAUACUCUUUGUGGUAUUUCUGUUGGUAUACCUAGCAACAAUCGGAGGCAACAUGAUGAUUAUAGCAACCAUCAUCUACAGCCCUGCAUUGCUGGGUUCUCCCAUGUACUUCUUCUUGAUAUUCCUGUCCUUAUUGGAUACUUGCACUUCUACUGUUGUCACACCCAAGCUUAUUUUAGAUUUCUUCUAUGAGAGGAAGACCAUCUCCUUUGAAGGCUGCAUGACACAACUGUUUGCUUUUCACUUCUUCACUGGUGCAGAGGUCAUUGUCUUGGCAGCCAUGGCCUAUGACCGGUAUGUGGCCAUUUGCAAACCCCUUCACUACUCCUCCAUCAUGACCUGGAGAGUCUGUGGUGUUUUGUUGGGGGUAGCCUGGACAGGGGGAUUCUUACAUUCUAUUAUACAAAUUAUCUUUACUUUGCAGCUACCGUUCUGUGGACCCAAUGUUAUUGAUAACUAUAUUUGUGACUUAUUCCCAUUACUCAAGCUUGCUUGCACUGAUACACACAUUUUUGUCUUUUUGGUCUUUGCAAAUAGUGGCUCUAUCUGCAUCAUUAUUUUCUCCUUACUGCUUGUCUCCUAUGGUGUCAUCUUGUUCUCUCUGAGAGGCCAUAGUUCCGAAGGACGACUUAAAGCUCUUUCCACCUGUGGAUCCCAUAUUACAGUUGUUGUUUUGUUCUUUGUCCCAUGUAUAUUAAUAUAUGCACGAACUACAUCACCAUUCCCAUAUGAGAAAUAUGUGGCUAUAUUUGUCAAUGUCAUAACACCACUGCUCAAUCCUAUGGUUUACACUUUCAGGAAUAAGGAAAUGAAGAAUGCCAUCCAAAAAAUGUGCAGAAGAUCUAAAGUGGUUUCUGAUAACUAUUAAAAUAUUAUACUUAUAGUGCUGAAGAGAUUGGUCAAUGGGUCAGAGCAGUUGC